Molecule: messenger RNA, 3208 nt
Organism: Acanthoscelides obtectus
Lineage: Eukaryota; Metazoa; Arthropoda; Insecta; Coleoptera; Chrysomelidae
Source: the annotation of a GenBank genome assembly
GUUAUGCACGCCCUUUAUCCAUGUCGAUCACGUCCCGUGCUCUAGGUUAAUCACACCUCUUUUCACUAGUUGACUUUUAUAAUCGAAAUCGUUUUACGGUGGUUGUACGUCAUGCCUUGAAGUCUUAUGUGUUUUGUGUUUUGUGCCUUGAAGGGUUGGGAGUUGAAAUUCAGUUUUUGUUUUGCUUUUUCCUUUAUCAAUAAUUUUUUUAGGAGUUUGGAAUGUAUAUGAUUUCUCAAAUUCGGGAAAGCGUUGAUGGUAUCGAGCUCACUAUAAAAUGAGUAGGUGAUUAGUUCUUGAACUAGGAAAUGUAUACUCAAUCAGAAUUCAACAUUGCUAUUGAGAAGGAAAAUGACCAAUAACGAGUUUCAUUUUCUGUUGAAAUGAAUCAAAUAUUGAUAAACAAAACGAUCAAUUCAUAACUACAAGUUAUAUGAAGGCAUGGAGCAUAGCACCGCAGAUGAAACAAGCAGAUCUAGUAGAGACAAUAGCAUAAAAGACCUACGUACUUCCCAAUCUAGCCUAAAGAGUACAAAAAGCAUAGACAAGUCUAGCACAAGUGGCAGUUUCAAAGAAAAGAAUGCAAUACAGUUUAAGGCAGAGGUAAUAGAACAUGAGUUGGACAAUCAAAAGCUCCCCAGUGAUGCUUCAUUGAAAGUGCCUCAUAAAAUUAUAGCAAACUGGAGAUCAGCAUGUGAUAAGACGAGAGAUAAAACCAAAGAUUUGUUAAAAAGAUGGAGAACACUACCUGAAAUUGAAGCUGAGAACCUUAAACAAAAUGGACAUACUUUGGAGAAGACAGAUAGCCAACAGGAAAAAUGUAGUUGGAGUGUACAUGUUUGGACAACGUGGGUAGAUAGAUUCAGUGUUGAUUCUGGAGAAGGGACAUCAGAAAUAUGUUCUUAUCAGUUAUCUUUGACACAGAUCACCAAAUUUUCACAUUUCUUCAGCUGUCUUCUGGACCAUGAUCAGGAUAACUUAAUUAGUGAACAAGACUUUGAAAGCCUCAUCGAGAGAUUUCGGCAUUUUGCUGACUGGUCAAUCAACUCCCCAGAAUAUCAUAUUUUACGGGAGAUUGAAAGAGGUUUUAAAGAGACCUUCUUAACAGACAUAUCAAAUGACAGAAUGGGAUUCACGUUGAAUGAUGUGUCUUAUCUAACUAAAGAAGGGUUCCUGCACAAAUGGUCAGAAUUAAUGGUUGGAUCAAAAAACCUAUCAGACUUUCCUAUAUGGCUCCAGGUGUUUGUUAAACUUUUAUUUCAAGUCAUCAACAAAUCUGGUAGCGGGAUUAUCACAAGACAUGAACUGUGUUCUUUCUAUUCUUCUGCAUUAGGGUUAAAUUCAAUAAAAGUAGGAGAAAUCAUAGACUUGGCAUAUCAAGCCAUGACCUCAAAUGGCGACCACCCGCUUCACUUUAACUCGUACAGGUUAUGUUUCUCGAAUUAUCUACUGGGUAGGCACCCCAAUGGCCCAGGUGAACAUCUUUUAGGAGCCCCGGCGAAUGCAGCAUCAUCCAUAAUGUUUCCUAUCGACUAUUCAGCACUGAAUGCCGACCCUGAAGAUUUAGAACAAUAUGCGCCAGACCAGAAAUCUAAUAGACGCAGCGUGAUAGUUUGAUAACAUAUUCUGUGAUAACUUGUUCUAUUCUGGCAGUAGAGGCAGAGAAGAAGAUAGCACACAGGCUGUUUAUAAAAACGCGUACGUCUUAACACAAAACGUCUCUAUGACGUCAAGUGCUCACGUCCAUUACACGUCACCAAAUGAUUUUAAGAAGACGUCAUUAUUACGUACUUGUAGUUUAAAAAAUAUUUAAUUGUUUGUCCUCUAUUUGUAUUUGAAAUAUAUAAGAAUGACUGCCAUAGGAUGACUACCCAAUAUAAUUUUGCACUAUUAUGUUAUAUCGUCGUCUGAUGAGUUCCUGCAGAAACUGCAGCCAAAAUACGUAAAAGCGGAUGAUCUAAAUGUAUUUAUACUAGAAAAUAGGACAUAUUUUUUUGUUAUUAGUUAACCUGAGUAAAGAGGUUGAAUUUUGAAGGUACAUCGAGCUUUAAAGAUAGAAAUGUAUAUAAAAAGGUUUGACACAAGGUCAAUUCAGGCAAAUUUGAUUAUAGUGGGUAUUUUCCAAACGUGACCUUCACUUUUAUUACACAAUGUACUUAACACGAUGUAUAACGUAAACAUAAUAUCUAUAACCAAUUUGCAGUUAGGUUGACUUUAAAAACAAAAACACCAAAUAUUGAUCUCUAAUGUAAAACAUAUAUAACAGUUCUUGACUAGCUAUCCCUGAACAUGUUAUCCAUACUUUAUACCUUUUUUGAGUUCUAUACUUUUAAAUAAUUUUUAUGUGCACAAUAUGAUGCUAAGUCCUAGGGAUUAAACACAAGUGCACCUUUACAUGACUAUCAAAUUCUAAAUACUAUGUGAUAUUAAGGGUUUUAAUAGAUACCAUAUCAGUUGAAACUUAUGUUGUUGAAGUUGAGUUGCUCGAUUUUUAGUAAAAAAUAUAAAUCAUGUUAGAUAAAAGUAACUCAAGUCAGUCCACGCUACAGAAAAAAGGACUCUACUGACUAUUACGACGCUAGAUCUACAUUUAUGAAUAUUGUCAAUUUUGCACUAGUCCUGUGAUAAAAAACCUAUCAUGCAGUGGGAUAACUUGACUUACUGUUAAAUAACUGAUGGUUAAAAUGAAAGUUAGUUGAGUAAUCAUGCUACAACAAAUAACACUAUUAUUGAGUCAGGUUUUAUUUUAUUCUACUAAUCGAUUGUAUGAUAGAAAAGUCUCACCAAGUAAGAAAAGGUACAUACGUGGUUAAGUUAUUUCAUCAGAUUUACUGCAACGGCGAAAAGCUGGUUCUAGUGUUUUACUAUUAACAUAAUUUUUUUAUAUAAUAUUCAUUUGUUGUAGUAUGUACUAAAUAAAUAUUUUAUCUUAAAAAAAACUCAAAUUACAUUUUCUUUGCACUAUGAUAACACCAAAUACAAUAUACUUAGGCACUGAUCUACUUUGUUGACUAUUCAUUAAGCAAAUGGAAUUGUUAGAUAUUGCAAUUAGUAGGUUUAUAAGCUCUUUAAUUUACAUAAAGGAAGGGCACAAUUUGUAUACCUAUAGACAGAAAUCUUGUAAUCUGACGCACUAAAACGCAAUAAAUUAUACUACUUGCUCAUUUUAUUGUUUCCUUCCCUCCCUAUCCUACAAAAUCUGUGUGAU